AUGAGUAGGGAAGCUCACUUAAACGCUUCGUCGUCGAAUCCGAAGUCGAAGCGGAAAAAUUCAAGGUACUCGAUACAAUGGCCGUCUGAUAUGAUCCAGCUCCCUUCUGUGGAGAUGUUCCAGUUAGAUACCAUUAUAGAUGAGGAGCUUAAAAAUGAAUCUUCCGAAGUUGUCAAUGCCUUGCUUGAAGUGAUGUCCAACUAUAAGAAAGAUCUUAAGUUGGAGAUACGACGGAAUUUGUCAUCGGAACAGAAAGUGCAACAUAGUAACAUCAAGGUAGCGAAGCUAGCUCAACUGAUUACUAAGAAAAUAUCGACUAGGAAUAGAAAGCUAGAGAAAUUGAUCCACACCAGUGACAUUGACAGUGAGUUGCAGGACUUGUUACAGCUCAGUGGUGAGUGCAACGGGUUGAUAAGUAAUUUGGGACCCAGGUUGGUUAGAAUCCACAAGGUAAAGGGGACCAGUGGCGAUGGCAUUGAAAAGUAUGCUACUAUAAAUAAACUAUGGGGGAAACAGAAAAAAAGUGAAAAUAUUGAUCCACAUGCCGCUUCCAUCUCUAAGGUCAACGUCGGUUCGAAUUCAAAAGAAAACGGUAAAAAGAAUGGUCGCUUUGAAGUAGAUAAGGCUGAGCACGAAAAGGUAGUGAGAAGCGCAGUGAAAACUGGCCGUGGUAAGGCUAACGGAUCCGUUGUACAUAAUCCAUUCAGCAGCGAAAUGGAUGAAAAUGCCUUUGAGGAGUUUAUGUCGAGUUCUAUUCUGAAGUACAGAGACCAGCAAUCCAAAAAGGAACGUCAACAGUUCGAAUUUCCAGAUAUAAUAGUUCCAGACGAUCUUAGUUAUGAAGCACCUAAAACACCAAAGACUCCGCAAACACCCAAAACUCUCGGGGAAAGGAAAAGUGCAUACAACACACCUAUAAACUCAAUGAAAUUGACUGCCAAGUCUCCUGCUACUACGCUGCUGACAUUGCAACUGUCACACUUUAAGAAAUUGAGAAUAAAUGGAUCGCCCAUCACUUCUAAGACAUACUCCAAGAUGAAAACUAUUCCGACUUGUGACUGCUCGGACACUCAUGAGCACGAAUCAGUGCCAGCAGGCGCUGUUUCAUUAGACGAGAACGGCAAUGAGGAAAUUGGAGCUUCAGAGUAUAAGGAGCCUACCCUCCAGCAAUCCCUUCUGGAGCUAAGCACGCUCAUACUCCACUCAGAUGAUGAAUAUACCAAUUCGAGUGGUUUGACAACAGACGAGAGUGACGUGUUUUCCACGGACUCUUCCGACAGUGAUGCAGAGAAUGGACACUCAAUUGCUGAUAUGUACUACCAGUCGCUCAAGUCCAACUUGAGAAAGAAAAAGAGAAAGAGCAGGCGUGACUUGUUUAAGAAUAGUAUUUCUGAACGAAGUGAUACGAAUGGAGAAAAUUCAAGAGCUUUCAAGGCAGAAUCACCCACCCCUAAACAUAAGCCAUCGCAUCACACCUUAAAACCUAAGAAAUCUAUCCUUAAGUUCCCUAAGGAGAAUUCUCUGGCCAAAGCAGAGCACAGUCUUCAGCUGAAAUUGGUCAAUAAUUUGGAAUUGAAUCUAAGCUCUAGUGUGAAAAUCAAAUCUCGCCCAAAUGGUGGUCCAUUAAUGGCAACAGUACCCUCAGUAUCUGCUGUUCCAGGUAGGCUGAACCCUUCUGCAGGCUUCAAGUUUCUCAGACCACAGUCUCUGUUCAACCCUGCUCCUCGUGUGAACAACGAAGCUGCUUUAGGCACUAUGUUGAGCAUAGACAAUGAGUUGUAUGGAGAUGAAGCCAGACACUACGAAGAAGAUGAAGAAGGCGAUUUGCUUUCAGACAAUGAAUCUGAUGCUAGGAGCGUCAGGUCUAUCCAGAGACUUCGAGGACUACUUUGA
Molecule: messenger RNA, 1893 nt
Organism: Dujonia railenensis
Lineage: Eukaryota; Fungi; Ascomycota; Pichiomycetes; Serinales; Debaryomycetaceae
Source: the annotation of a GenBank genome assembly